AUGUCUCAAUCUCUACGUCCAUAUCUAACUGCAGUGCGUUUUUCCCUCGAGGCUGCACUCACACUAUCCAAUUUCUCAUCUCAGGAAGUGGAAAGACAUAACCGUCCGGAAGUGGAAGUCCCCAACACAAAUGCAGAAUUAUUACUACAACCAAUGCAUAUCUCUCGUAACGAGCACGAACAAGUCCUCAUUGAACCAAGUGUCAAUUCCAUUCGUGUGUCUUUGAAAGUGAAACAAGCUGAUGAAAUUGAACAAAUCUUGGUUCACAUGUUUACCAGAUUCUUAGAACAACGUGCUGAAUCAUUUUACAUCUUGAGAAGAGUCCCCAUUGAAGGUUAUAGUAUCUCUUUCUUAAUUACAAAUAAACACACAGAAUCAAUGAAGACUGAUAAAUUAAUCGAUUUCAUUAUCGAAUUCAUGGAAGACGUCGAUAAGGAAAUUAGUGAAAUUAAACUGUUCUUAAACGCAAGAGCUAGAUUUACCGCUGAAGCUUAUUUGGGCGAAUUUGUAUAUUAA
Molecule: messenger RNA, 516 nt
Organism: Naumovozyma castellii
Lineage: Eukaryota; Fungi; Ascomycota; Saccharomycetes; Saccharomycetales; Saccharomycetaceae
Gene: ARC19
Product: Arc19p
Exons: 1
Coding region: 1-516 (171 amino acids)
Source: RefSeq, a predicted model, not a curated record